This is a messenger RNA of Funneliformis caledonium, 279 nucleotides long. The record is from the annotation of a GenBank genome assembly. Lineage: Eukaryota; Fungi; Glomeromycota; Glomeromycetes; Glomerales; Glomeraceae.
CAAAAGAAUAGAGAAAAAUAUGCAACAAGUUUUGUAAAAGUUUCAAUUGCAGCAUUUUAUUAUCAUUUGAAUAAAAAUUCUAUGAUUAAAUAUGUUAAUAUUUAUGACAAUAAUACUUUUACUACUCUCAAUGAAAUUGCAAAUAGAAAGAUUAAGUAUUUAAGUAAUCUUAGAUAUAGUGAAACUAAAGGUUCUGAUGGAUUAAGCCUUUUAGAAGUUCAACAAGUAUUAUCUCACAAAUUUAUGGAUAGAUCAACAUCUAAAAGACUUUUAAGAUAG